Molecule: messenger RNA, 1244 nt
Organism: Mya arenaria
Lineage: Eukaryota; Metazoa; Mollusca; Bivalvia; Myida; Myidae
Product: nicotinate-nucleotide pyrophosphorylase [carboxylating]-like
Exons: 3
Coding region: 69-1004 (311 amino acids)
Biological process (GO): NAD+ biosynthetic process; quinolinate catabolic process
Cellular component (GO): cytoplasm
Molecular function (GO): nicotinate-nucleotide diphosphorylase (carboxylating) activity
Source: RefSeq, a predicted model, not a curated record
ACAUACAUGUACAUUGUUUUGACAGUUGAUAUGUCAAAGUGGAUGGUACCAACGUGGUGUCUGCAAACAUGACAACUAAAUCAGAUAACGACAUUCUCAAAGGGAUUCAUAAUCCUGACAUUUCACACGUUUUGCAUCCUUUGACAAUUCGUCAUUUAGCCAGGGAAUGGUUAAAAGAAGACGCCCCGAAUUUUGACUAUGGGGGAUUUGUUGUGGGUGAAAAAGAGGAGACCGCUGUGUUGCUCUUGAAAUCUGAAGGUGUUCUUGCGGGCAAACCUUUCUUUGAUGCUAUAUUUAAAGAGCUCGAUUGCACUGUAACUUGGAAUAUUCCUGAAGGUACUUUCCUUACACCAGUGAACGCAGUUGCAACCGUAUCGGGAAAGGUUAGGCAAAUUCUGCUCGGGGAAAGGGUGGCGCUUAACAUCAUUACACGUGCUAGUGGAAUCGCAUCUGCAGCCAAAAGAAUUCGGACUACUGUGGAAGAUCUUGGUUGGCAUGGAGAAGUUGCAGGAACGAGAAAGACCACCCCCGGUUUUAGAAUGGUUGAAAAGUAUUCCUUGCUGGUGGGCGGUGUCUCUACGCAUCGAUACGAUCUGUCUUCUAUGAUAAUGCUAAAAGAUAACCACAUAUGGACAGCCGGUAGCAUUACCCAGGCCGUAAAAGACGCCCGAGUUGUCGGUGGAUUCUCCCUCAAGAUAGAGGUGGAGUGUCGCAGCCUCGAGGAUGCGCGAGAGGCGGCAAGCGCCGGAAGUGACGUCAUAAUGCUCGACAACUUCACGCCACAGGCCCUUGUGGACGCUGCUGCAAAGUUGAAGAAAGAAUAUCCAAAGCUCAUCAUAGAAGCGAGUGGCGGCAUCACGGAAGAAACUAUAGCACGAUAUUGUGAUGUCAACGUUGACGUCAUCUCACUAAGCAGACUGACGCAAGGUUAUGACGUCGUGGAUUUUUCGUUAAAAAUCCGGAAAGAUGGAAUAGACCCACGCAACACGCCAGUGAACUUGUGACUGUACCAGUUCAGUUAGUUAAGAGUCAUAAUUUGUUUACGUUAUUUUUCUGUAAUAGCGCAAUAGUCUAAACGCAAUACAUUAACUACUCCGUAGAUUGUAUAUUUUCUAGCAAAAUAGAUCAUUUUCUUACAUUAUUCGAGGACUUUGUUAUAGCUUGCCGUUGCAAUAAAGUGUUACAUGACACGGCAUAUCUGGCAGAUGUUUGACAUUUUACUGUCUCAAUAAAAUGAAAUAUUU